Molecule: messenger RNA, 1198 nt
Organism: Macadamia integrifolia
Lineage: Eukaryota; Viridiplantae; Streptophyta; Magnoliopsida; Proteales; Proteaceae
Exons: 3
Coding region: 262-858 (198 amino acids)
Source: RefSeq, a predicted model, not a curated record
UUCCUUCUUUUCCUCCCUCAAAUCUUUCUUGUCUUCCUUGUUGCUAUCAUCUAAGAAGAGGCGGAGGUCUACCCUUAAGUCUUAGAAUAAGUCACCCGAAUUGGAUCAACACUCCUUCUCACAAGAAUGGUCUACCCCUGAUCCUAUGAUAGGGGGAACAUAUAAAACUCUUUAGAGAAAACCUACCAAGCUUGAUUGCUCAUUUGCUCCAGAAGCAUUUUAACACCUGAGAUGGACGAGGAUUGAAUUGGGGAAAGAGAGAUGGAAGAUAAACGACGCAAGUCGUACCAAGCUUUCCUAAACAUUUUUUACCCUCCACGCGCAAACCAAUCCCAACGUCAAGAAGAAGAAGAAGCAGCAGCAGAAGAACAAGCGGUUCUCAACCCAGCAUUGACAAGCGCCGUGCCUCAUGAUGUGUGUGAUUUUCCAGAGGAAGAGGGAGCGGAAGAGGAUGAAAACUCCUCGAGUGAAUCUGCUAGCGAACGCACGCUUCGGAACCUCACCAGGUCUAAAAGGAAACGACUUCGGAGGAUGAAACUCAAGCAAGCUGCUUCCAGCCGCCGCCGCAGUAUUAUUGGGCCUAUGUUGCCUUCAAUGGAAGAAACCCCCCAUGGCGUCGAUAAUGCCCUAGAUGAAUCUCCCAUUACUCCUCCACCUCUACCAGAAACUGUCAUCCAUAAUGCUAAUGCUGCAGAGGGAAUUGGUGCUGGAAACAGAGACUAUCGAGGAGAUCCCCUUAACGUGCAGAAAAAGAGAUUGAAGCAAAGAAGAUUGGCUAAAAAGCUUAGCCGGAGCACCAAGAAUUGCACUAUUAAGGAGAUGGAGAUUCCUGUUCCAGACAUGUCGCCUGCCCAAUAGUUGCACUGAGUUUCCUGGACACUAUUGAGACAUGUCGUGUCCUGAAAGCUGGAUUCGUUAUGCAAGAUGCAAAUGGCCUCACUUUCUCCUGUGAUAAAUUAUAAAUUGGGUGGAAGGAACAAGAUCAGCUUCCAGCCUGCAAAUUGGUUCUGGAAGUAUGCGUGUCUAUCUGCCUCUGUACCUCCAUUUAUUUUUUACUUCUUGAUUUAUGCAUAGGGUGGCUUGACUAGUUUUUCAUAUCUAAAGAAUUUUAUUUUUUUUUUUGGGUGAAAUUUCCAUAUCUAAAGAGGCCAGAGUGUUUUCAGCGAAAAAAAAUAAAGAGGAGAGGGUUGUUUCUCUA